This is a messenger RNA of Saprolegnia parasitica CBS 223.65, 1101 nucleotides long. RefSeq lists its product as hypothetical. The record is from RefSeq and is a predicted model, not a curated record. The transcript has 2 exons. NCBI's taxonomy places the organism in Eukaryota, Oomycota, Saprolegniomycetes, Saprolegniales, Saprolegniaceae. The coding region runs from base 1 to 1101 and encodes 366 amino acids.
AUGAGCCCUGCCAAGAAGCUGAAGUCGGACGAGCAGCUACUCGUGUUCAACGGCAAGCCCUCCAGCUUCACCGGUUGGAAGCAGCGCGUCACGCAGCACCUCGAGGUCCGGUCGUACAAGGAAGAAGAAGAUCAUCUCGAAGGUCGCCGCAAGUGCAAGCCUUUCACGAAGUACUCGGCGUGGCUGAAGCAAGUCCCGGACGAGACGCCGUUGACGGACGAGCAGAAGGAUGAGAAGGCCUACCAGACUUUCGAGUUCAAGCGCAAGCCUGCCGAGAUCCGCUCGAUGCUGGCCAACAUCUUGCCCGAGCAGUUCGUCCAGCAGUACGGCGACGACUUUGCGACGAUGCCCGUGCACGAAAUCUGGUCCAAGCUCGAACGCAAGUAUGGUAUGUCCACCGUGGCAACCUUGCUUGAUCGGCUCCGGAAGCUUUUCCGCACUCCGCGGGAGAACUUCAAGAAUCUCGAGACUGCAAUCUCGACGAUGAAGGUCCAGCGCAAUGAGGUUAACAGCCUCGCGCAGAAAGGCCUCGGGUGUGACUUGAUCUCGGAAAACCUCAUGUUGUGCUUGUUGCUCGCGGAACUUCCGGCUGAGUACUACGGCGCACAAGUGGCUUUCGAGAAAUCAAAGUUCACGCUCGAUCGUCUUGAACCUCGGCUCAUCUCCAUAUUCGGCGACCGCUCGAAGAAGGAGAUCACUGCCAUGAGUUCGACCAACGCCAAUGACGAACGUCACGUGGACUCUGUCCAGUCGGCUAAGUCUAAAAGGGGCACGGUCAACAAGAACUCUGGUCAGGGUCAGAGCCAGGGAAAGGGAAAGGGGAAAGCCCUCGUGGGCAACCGCAAGCGUCCUUACGAAUCUGACCAUGAGUCGGACUCUGAGGAGUGUCACUACUGUCGCGGUGCCUACAACCGGGGUGGCCCGCACAAAAAGGACGAAUGUCCUCUGAAGGAUUUUGAUCGGAAGCAAAUGAAGCUUUUCCGAUCGGACUUUACCCAGAAGGGGCGCUUCAUUGAGGAGCCCAGUAAGGGUGGCACCAAUAAAGGUGGCAAGUCCAAGAAGGUGCGCAAGGGACUGAGGACAACGGCGCAGCUCCACUGA